Lemur catta (Ring-tailed lemur) is the source of this 1944-nucleotide messenger RNA. RefSeq names its product cilia and flagella associated protein 210 (gene CFAP210). NCBI's taxonomy places the organism in Eukaryota, Metazoa, Chordata, Mammalia, Primates, Lemuridae. The transcript is spliced from 10 exons. The record is from RefSeq and is a predicted model, not a curated record. Bases 425 to 1837 code for a protein of 470 amino acids.
CUGGGAGCGCCACGGGCACCUCGUCACAGAUGCUGGCGCGGUUUGGACGGCGCCGCUGUGGACGGGCGAAGGAAAACACUGUGAGAGUGAAAGCACUGGACCAGGACUAAGUCAGAGUCUUUACAUAUGCAAGAUUUAUAUUCUGAAGAGAGCAACAUAAGGAAGCAAACAGCAUGUUGAAUCAAUUCUUUGGAGAAAAUGGCAGCAAAAGUGUACCAAUUUCAGAGGCAACAGUGGUGAAGGUUCAGAAAUAAGAAACUCUGAAGAAGAUCAAGUUCCCUAUCCACCUCUUCUACCCAGCAAAGUAGAUCUCCAGCAGGUGACCAUAAUUCCACAUGAUGAAUGGAAAAGGAUUCAAGAUAGCUUGGACAGUUUGACAAGGGAAGCAGCAUGCCUUCGUGCAGAAAGAAAGGCAAAGAAAGAAAUGCAUUUUCAAUCCCAAGAGGUGGUGAAACAUUGGACUAAUACAUAUGCAGGAAUGAAAGAACAGAAACUUGAAGCCAAAAAGAAGCGUGAUGAAGAAAUAGAGGCAGAAAGACAAGUUCUUGAUGUGGAAGAAGAAAUAUAUAAACAAGGAGAAAGAAAAAAGGCCAUUGAAAAUGCAAAGCAAUAUCAAUUCUACCAGACAGAAAGAGUGAAAAACUUUCAUUCGGGACUUCUUCUUAGUAGAGUUAUGAAAGAACGUGAUGCUCAGAUUGAAUUCCAAAAGAGUAAGUUAAAAUCAGAUAAAAAAUGGGAGGAACAAUUGAAACUCAAUAUUGAAAAAGCUUUCAAAGAAGAACAAGAAAAAGCAGAAAAACGACACAGAGAAAGAGUGGCUCUUGCCAAAGAUCAUCUAAAACAAAUAAAGGAACAUGAAGAAGAAGAAGAAAGAAGGAAAAAACAAGAAGAAAAAGAUGCUGAGGAAAUAAAGCGACAGAAUUCACUAUAUGAAAUAGAAAUGAGAAAAAAACUAGAAAAGAAAAAGGAAGAGAUACAUGAAAGCAGGAGACUGUUUUUUGAACAUAUGCAUGAUAAAAAUAUCAUCAAAGCUGUAGAACAGCAGCAGCAAGAGGAGGAAAAUGAAAAGAUUAAAAAAUUUAUUAAAGCAAAAAAGCGUCUUAUACAAAUGGGGAAAGAAAAAGAAGCUGAAACACACAGGCUAAUGGAGGAACGGAGAGAAAGAAUAAAUAACUUCCUGAGUGAACUAAUGAAAGAGAAACUUGACAAUGAAGAUUUGAUUAUUGCUAGAGAUAUUGCAGAAGCUGAGGCUGAAUGGGAAAAAAGAGAAGGAGAAAAAUAUGAAAAAAACAAAGCAGAAUUAAAAGCGAUUGCAGAAUAUAGAGCCAUUGUGAGGAAAAAUAAAGAGGAAGAAGAAAGACAAAGAAAAAUAGAGGCUAAAGAGCAAUUGCUGGCUGUCAUGAAAGCAGAUCAGAUUUUCUGGGAACAUGAAAAGGAGAAAAAACGCAAAGCUGAUAAAGAACGCCGAGAAGUUCAAGAUUUCCAUAUUCAGCAAAUGGCCAAAAAUAAGGUUAAAGCAAAGGAAGCAAAACAAGUAGAAUUAGCUUAUUGCAGACUUACUGAAGCUCUCGCAGUUGAAAAGGAGAAAGAAUUUCAGGAUUACGCCAGAGAAGUAAUUGAACUUGAGUCCGAAACAAAUAAAUAUAUUUAUCCUCUUGUAAAAGCUGUACAGGAAGGACCUGGAGGUGGCCGUGGACCAGUUUUUGUGGACAGAGGUGGAUUGAGACCCAGCAAUCAGGCAAAUGACAUUACUGGAGUCCAGCUCCCUUUUUAUAACUCUCAGGGAUCAAAGUAUAGUUUUCAAAAGUCCAAGGGAAGGCUAGGUUUUACAUGGUAGAAAAAUUUAUUUUUGAUUGACAAGACUAAGUUGUAGCUAACAUGAACUACAAAUGUAAAUGGAUUAUAUACUUAAAAUUUCUGUUAAUAAAGUUGUUCUUCAUUUAA